Molecule: messenger RNA, 2666 nt
Organism: Eptesicus fuscus (big brown bat)
Lineage: Eukaryota; Metazoa; Chordata; Mammalia; Chiroptera; Vespertilionidae
Gene: MSI1
Product: musashi RNA binding protein 1
Exons: 15
Coding region: 1-1056 (351 amino acids)
Cellular component (GO): cytoplasm
Molecular function (GO): RNA binding
Source: RefSeq, a predicted model, not a curated record
AUGGAGACUGACGCGCCCCAGCCCGGCCUCGCCUCCCCGGACUCGCCGCACGACCCCUGCAAGAUGUUCAUCGGGGGACUCAGCUGGCAGACGACGCAGGAAGGGCUGCGCGAAUACUUCGGCCAGUUCGGGGAGGUGAAGGAGUGUCUGGUGAUGCGGGACCCCCUGACCAAGAGAUCCAGGGGCUUCGGCUUCGUCACGUUCGUGGACCAGGCGGGGGUGGACAAAGUGCUGGCGCAAUCGCGGCACGAGCUCGACUCCAAAACAAUUGACCCCAAGGUGGCCUUUCCCCGGAGAGCACAGCCUAAGAUGGUGACUCGAACGAAGAAGAUCUUCGUCGGGGGGCUGUCAGUGAACACCACGGUGGAGGACGUGAAGCAAUAUUUUGAGCAGUUCGGGAAGGUGGAUGAUGCUAUGCUGAUGUUUGACAAAACCACCAACCGGCACCGAGGGUUCGGAUUUGUCACGUUUGAGAGUGAAGACAUCGUGGAGAAAGUGUGUGAAAUUCAUUUCCAUGAAAUCAACAACAAAAUGGUGGAAUGUAAGAAAGCUCAGCCAAAAGAGGUGAUGUCGCCGACCGGCUCGGCCCGGGGGAGGUCUCGAGUCAUGCCCUAUGGAAUGGAUGCCUUCAUGCUGGGCAUCGGCAUGCUGGGUUACCCCGGUUUCCAAGCCACGACCUACGCCAGCAGGAGCUAUACGGGCCUCGCUCCCGGCUACACCUACCAGUUCCCCGAAUUCCGUGUAGAGCGGACCCCUCUCCCGAGCGCCCCAGUCCUCCCCGAGCUUACAGCCAUUCCUCUCACCGCUUACGGACCAAUGGCGGCCGCGGCGGCGGCGGCGGCUGUGGUUCGAGGAACAGGUUCAACCCCCAGCCGCACAGGGGGCUUCCUGGGCACCACCAGCCCCGGCCCCAUGGCUGAGCUCUAUGGGGCCGCCAACCAGGACUCGGGGGUCAGCAGUUACAUCAGUGCUGCCAGCCCCGCCCCCAGCACCGGCUUUGGCCACAGUCUUGGGGGCCCCUUGAUUGCCACAGCUUUCACCAAUGGGUACCACUGAAGCAGGAGACAGGUGGCCAGAGCGCCCCCUGCAGCUGACUGAGGACCAGGAGCGAGCCAGCGAGGGGGCGGGACACCUCAGCCGCAGCCGCCGCCCCCUCCCCCCGCGACUCGGACGCUACUGCCUGCCCCCCACUCCCGGCCCGGCCCCUGCCCUGCUGCCCUGGACAGCCUGGCCCCCUACUAACCGCCCCCUCCCGCCCUGCCCGCCCCCCGCUUUUAUUUAUUUUGGAUUAGCCGGUUGCCCCCGCCGCCCCGGUCUCCCCUGUGGGGCCUGCGCCCCUCCCUCUGGGCGCCCCAGGACCCACCAGAGCUUUGUAGGUGCACAGCUAGAGCAGGGCCUGCGGGGUGCGGCCCACCGGCUUCUAUUCUCAUGUGCCCUCCUUUUCUCUGCCCCCCCCCCCUUUUUUUUUUUUUUUAAAGAAACUGUUUUUUAAACUAUUUCUAGGUUUGUGAAUGUGAAGCCCCAGGCCGCAGGGGCAAAGGGCCAGGUGCCCCCACCAGCUGAGAACAAACGUGUCCGUGGGUGCGGGCCCCUGGCCACCUGCCCGGCCGGAGAGGACGUGGCCAGGCCGAGCCCCUGGGCCCGUCCUGUAUCAUAUGUAAAUACUGUGAGGUGACGCCCCACCCGCCCAGAGCCCGGGCCAGGGCAGCGCCUGCCCACCAGCCAGGGUCUCCCGCCCCGUCUGCCCCGCCUCAGACACCGUUACUGUAAGCUUGCAGGCCGCCUCUGUGGCCGAGGCAGGCCCGUUCUCUCAGGCCCUAGGGGUCAAGGCCUUGGGCCUGCUCACCCCGAAAACCCAGUGUGGGGGCAAGGGGCGAGGGAAGAGAGGGGCUCGCCUGGAGUCCCUGCUGGGAAGGAAUUAGCUCUCCAAAGGCCCCCCCUGCCCCUGCCUGGGUCGGGCCUCAGGGUUUCUGCUCUGAGCCCCCCGGAGUGGGCAUGGGGGGGGGGCACUGGGGAAGGGGCGGACCCAGGGGAAAGCAAAGGGCUUCUCAGGGAACCCCCACAUUCUCACUGAAGUAUCUCACCAGGAUGGGCCCGUGGCCAGAGCCCCUGCAGAGGAAAGAGGCUCAGGGCCUGACGGGGACAGGCUGGUGUGGCCGGCCGGGGCCCCUCGCCCCUCGGUGUCCCCCCCAGGCCUGAGGCCGGGGACCGGCGCCCCCUCCUUCCCAAUCCCCAACUUAGACCCUUUGGAGAGUUCAUCGUCUGUGUGAGGUGCUUAACCUAUUAGCCCUGAGAACACAAAGCAAUAAUCUUUGUUACUGAGAUGUGCGGCUGUUCGUGGUUUUUUUUUAAAUGUUUCCUAAUAAAAGAGAAGCUGCAAUUUAUUGUUUUUUAUUUUUAAUUUUCUACACAUUCGAGCCGAGUCCUGAGAGACUUAGUUCUCCCCUCCUCCCUUCCUGUGACGCCCCCGCCCCCACCCCUCUCUCCUCGGCCCACCCAUGGGCUCAGGGCCCUGGAAUUCCGUUUUCUGAUUUGUUUGGGGAAUUUUUUUAAAAAGAUGUUACAUGGUGUUUUGAAGCCAGCAAGUUACCACCCUCCGGUGUCUCUUCUCUCCACAUCUGUAACUUCUUUUUCCAGGAUUUAUUUCCAGUUUUAAAUUCCUAAUA